AUGCUUGCUUCGAAUUUCCAUGUGGGGACCAAAUGUCUUGAGAUUGACAACACACCAGCCUGCGGAAAAAUUAUUCUCCAUGCCAGAGUUCUCUCUUUAGAAGCUCAGAUGAACACCGGACAAGAGAAACUCCUCCAAAAAUAUUAUGAUGUUGCUGAGGAUCUCGAGGCCAAAGCAUGUGCACUCAUGCUACUGGGAGAAUAUGAGAUUGGGGAUGAGAAAGAUCAAGGAUGUAGUUUGUCUUUUUUGAUUUUAAAAAGAUUGAGCAACGGAUACUAUCAGCGAGUUGGUCUAUUUGACUGUUGGUUAAAGGGGUGA
Messenger RNA from Botrytis byssoidea, 318 nucleotides. RefSeq lists its product as uncharacterized. The transcript has a single exon. The coding region runs from base 1 to 318 and encodes 105 amino acids. Lineage: Eukaryota; Fungi; Ascomycota; Leotiomycetes; Helotiales; Sclerotiniaceae. The record is from RefSeq and is a predicted model, not a curated record.